CACCUCAUCGUCGAUUCUCCUGCUCAAUUUCUGUCACCAAAGUCGCUCUUUCUCUGUCAUCGUAGUCGCUUGUAUCGCUUUUUUGACCAAACAUCAGCGGCGCUUCGAGAAGUACUUGGGCCUCCGUUGUUGGCACUACCAUCACCAUUUUUCUGCUACUACGAGUUCGCCUAUCUUCAAACAACCCGAGAUCACAAUGGCUCCUGCGAAAAAGAUGAGCCGUUUACCACCACCAGAGAGGGCAGUAAUUGAACGAUACUCACCCCCGACCGAUACACCUACACCUACUCCUGAAGGUGUUGCAGCAGAUGGAUCUUAGACUAUUGCACCAUCUCCGUCUAAACAAGCUGCAUUGUUAGGAUCUGAGACUGUUGCACCAUCUUCGUCUGAAACUAAUGCACCAGUUGGAUUUGAGACUUGUGAAGCAUCUCCGUCUGAAACAAAUGCACCAUCUCUUCAAAGUCAACCGAGUGGCGUAGAUAAUUAAAUAUGUUUCAUCUGUCUUCAAUUUAUAUAUUGUUAAUAUUUUGUAAUUUGUAAAUACACUAAUAAUAUUAUUAAUUACCAGGUGCAUCUUCAUUAAGGUGUGUGCGGGGACCAACAGUUGGAAAAGCAAUAGCAAAAAAAGUUGCCAACAAUAAUGGAAACAUGCUGUACAUUCCAAUCACGGAGAUAUUCAAUGCAUUCGAAGGUGUGCUAGUAACCCCAGGAUCGAAUGAGAUCGGCCUUUAGAUUAGGAGGAUGUGCCCUAUUCAAGGCGUUAAACAGUUGGACUAUUGUUGAUCCGGCGACAAAAGGGGCUGUUGUACAAGCUGUCUGGGAUAAAUUUGAGAUUGAGGAUAAUUACGAGGAGAAUUCAUUAUCCCAUCAAGUUGUGGAAAAAAAGUGUUAUGUGUUACAUAAAGAUUGGAAGUGCAGAAUGAAGAAGAAAUGGGAGAAGCUUGUGGAUGCGGGAAUUGAUCCCUAUGCUCAUCCAUGCAAAGGAGUACAAUCCGAUGAUUGGAAGUAUUUGAUUGACCAAGUAUGGUUGGAUCCUAAAAACAAGCGUCGCUACGAUGCCGGCAAACUAAAUAGGAGCAAGCUACCCUACAAUCAUAGUAGUGGGUCGCGAUCUUUUCCGGCGGCGAUGAGCAUUGCGGUGAAGGAAAACGGUGGCUUGUUGCCAGAUAUUUGCAAUUUCUACAAGGACACUCAUCAGAACAAGAAGACAAAAGAAUGGAUUGAUCCUAUAUGCUGUGAUUUACAUGAGCAAAUGACAAUGGUGCGGGAUGAGUCUAUUGAGUCUGGAACACCGAUGACACAAGAGGAUAUAUCAAGAGUGGUGCUGGGGAAGAAGAAGGGAUACUUGAGAGGUUUUGGGGUCGGACCAAAGCCCUCGUCUUGUGAUGUUGGGUCGAAUGUGGCAUCACAAGCACGUGAGGAGCACUUGAAAAGGCUUACAUCCGAGUUGGAGAUACUGCGUGCGGAGCAGCAGAGUGACCGUGAGGAGCAGAAAAAAAAGGAAGAGGAGCAGCAAAAAAAGGAAGAGGAGCAACAAAUGAAAGAGGCAGAGAAUGCAAGACAACGUGAGGAGAUGCAGAUGCAGAUUUUUGGACUUCAGAGCACGUUGGCGCAAGUUUUGGAAAAGCUCAAUCCAUCAAAGUCCCCACCAUAGCUACUUAUGGUAAUGGGUAAGUGUGUUAACCAAAUUGCAUUAUAUUUAUGUUCAAAGUCAAGGCAAAUAAACGUGUUAUGAGAAUAUUAGAGAACAAAUUGUGAGGCAAAAAGGGGAAAACAACCCAUUCG
Molecule: messenger RNA, 1785 nt
Organism: Camellia sinensis
Lineage: Eukaryota; Viridiplantae; Streptophyta; Magnoliopsida; Ericales; Theaceae
Source: RefSeq, a predicted model, not a curated record